CUUCGUCUUUUCUCCUCCUCCAAUACUUUUUCUCCAUCAAGGCAGUCGCCUUUCUUUUUUUGCUCCCGUUUUCUUCCCAUUCUGUGGCAACAGGCCGAGGGAGGAGACACAAGUGGGAGGAGGAAGGAAGGAGGAGAUCGAGAUGGUGAGGGGCAAGACGGAGAUGCGGCGGAUAGAGAACGCCGCGAGCCGGCAGGUGACCUUCUCCAAGCGCCGCAACGGCCUCCUCAAGAAGGCCUACGAGCUCUCCGUCCUGUGCGACGCCGAGGUCGCCGUCAUCGUCUUUUCCCCCCGCGGCAAGCUCUACGAGUUCUCCAGCUCCAGUGUGGAAAGGACAAUUGAUCGGUAUAAGAUGCACACAAAGGAUGCCAAUAUCAUGGAUAAAGGAACAGACAGCGAUAUGCAGCAGUGGAUAUCUGAAGCCACAGAUAUAGCAAAGAAGAUCGAAGUCAUUGAAGCUCAAAAAAGGAAACUUCUGGGCGAUGGUUUAGAAUCAUGUUCAUUAAAAGAAUUAUGUGAAUUAGAAGCUCAGAUGGAACGAAGCUUACAUAAAAUUAGAGGAAGGAAGCAAUACGUGUUAACGGAGCAAAUUGCACAACUAAAAGAUAAGGUGAGGGUUCUCCUAGAGGAGAAUGUAAAACUACAUAGGGAGCGCCAUAUAGAACCUCAACUUCAGCUAGCUUCUACCAGAGAUGUAGGUCCAAAGAAUCAUGGCAACCAAGAAAUCACGGAGGUAGAAACAGAGCUAGUAAUUGGCAGGCCAGGAAUUAGGGAAGAUAAAUGAGAUAUCAUGACACCAUCACCAGCAUCACGUCCAUGGACUUGAAACAAGCGACGCGAAGCUGCAAACAAUAAGUUGAUGAGGAGAUUUCUUAUCUUGGCACGGCAGGGUUUCGAAAAUGAUUGCUUGAAAGAAUAAACUGGAGGAACUCAAUCUGCUGAUACUAUCUAUAGUUGCAGUAAUGGUUUUUGUAGUAAAGCUAGGAAAUUAGUAAUUUUGAGUCGUGUAAUUGAAUGCAUGAAAAUUCAAAAGUUUCUACCUGUUCAACAUGCAUGCUUGUACAAGAAUCAUAAACCUUUUCUGUUGCCACUGUUCUAUUAAUGUAACAUAUGUUUCUUCAUUUAUCAACAGAGGAAUGAUUUGAGCA
Messenger RNA from Musa acuminata subsp. malaccensis (wild Malaysian banana), 1148 nucleotides. Its product is annotated as MADS-box protein AGL42. Gene Ontology annotation, biological process: positive regulation of transcription by RNA polymerase II. Gene Ontology annotation, molecular function: protein dimerization activity; RNA polymerase II cis-regulatory region sequence-specific DNA binding; DNA-binding transcription factor activity, RNA polymerase II-specific. Lineage: Eukaryota; Viridiplantae; Streptophyta; Magnoliopsida; Zingiberales; Musaceae. The record is from RefSeq and is a predicted model, not a curated record. Gene Ontology annotation, cellular component: nucleus.